Molecule: messenger RNA, 396 nt
Organism: Heterostelium album PN500
Lineage: Eukaryota; Evosea; Eumycetozoa; Acytosteliales; Acytosteliaceae
Gene: grn
Product: granulin domain-containing protein
Exons: 3
Coding region: 1-396 (131 amino acids)
Cellular component (GO): extracellular region
Source: RefSeq, a predicted model, not a curated record
AUGAUAAAAUCAUCAACAACAUUCUAUUUAGUGUUUGCAAUUAUUUUAUUGGUUAGUUUGGUUAGUGCCAUUGGAGUACAUCAAAGAAGCAACAAUGACGACAACAACAACAACAAUGAGAUCAAAUCGAGUAUGAAGCUAAGAGCUGAACCAUAUCGUAAGAGUGGAAUCGAAUGUCCCGAUGGAAGUUACUGUGACUCUGGUUCCACCUGUUGUCCAAGUGGCAACGGUGGUUACAGUUGUUGUCCAUCGGCAGGAGCAUCGUGCUGCAGUGACUUCAAACACUGUUGCCCAGCCGGUUUCACCUGUAAUCGAUCAGAUAAGAAACAUGACAAUUUAGAUAGGUCGACUAUUCUAGUUGUCAAUAUUAAUAAUACCGUUCAAGUUAAAGUAUAA